AUGGGUGAGAGCAUUUCGAUGCGGGCAAAGUCUCGCCUCCGGGAAGUAUGGGAGGCCAUGAAAAGGCGGAAAACGCUGGAUUCAUCAAGCCUCGAGACCCCGCUUCAUCGAUGCCUCAAUGUGUUCGAUCUGACGCUCUUGGGAUUGGGCAACAUGACUGGUUCUGGUAUUUACGUGCUGACUGGAACUGUCAUUCGAGAUCGGGCUGGCCCAUCGAUCUUCCUCUCCUAUCUCAUUGCUGGUGUCACGGCUUUCCUGAAUGCACUCUGCUACGCCGAGUUGGGAUCCCGCAUCCCCAAGGCAGGUGCUGGAUCGGCUUACUCCUACACAUAUAUUGCUAGUGGGGAGUUCCUGGCAUUCCUAAUUGGGUGGUCUGUGAUUCUGGAGUACGUCUUAUCGGUGGCGAGUGUGGCUAGGGGCUGGAGUGCCACCAUCGACACCAUAUCCCAGUCAAGAAUUAGCAAUGGUACCAUGGCUGUAUUCGGAACAUUUCCCGGGAACGCCGAAUUUCUGGGACAAUAUCCAGACUUUCUCGGAGCAGGAACAGUGAUUGCUUUUGGUCUGGUUCUCAGCUUCGGCGCAAAGCUUUCCGCCCACGUCAACUCAGUCAUGACUCUGCUGAACGUUAGUGUUCUUGUAUUGAUCACCAUCCUCAUGUUCGCACUACCAAACCCUAUAUUGCAUGGUAUCGCACCCACCUCUCACGGCGGCUUCUUCCCCUACGGUGUGGGUGGGAUGAUCGCGGGCGCCGGCACCUGCUUCUACGCCUUCAUCGGCUUCGACGCGAUUACCGUGAGCGGUGAGGAGGCGGUUGACCCCAAGCGAUCUGUGCCUGUGGCCACUGGGCUCUCGGUGACUCUCGUCACCAUCAUCUUCGUGCUGGCCUCCUCGAGCCUCUUGCUCUUCGUGCCCUGGUGGACGGUGGACAGGCAGGCCGCCUUCACUGCGGCUAUGCGAACACGGCAGAUUACCUGGGCCACGUACGUGGCUGGAAUUGGCUCACUCUUAGGCAUUGGGGCCAGUCUCUUCACAAGCCUCUAUGCGAUGCCCCGCAUUGUCUACGCUAUGGCUGUCGAUCGACUACUGCCCGAGUGGAUAGGCUAUGUGCCGCCCUCUACCAAGGUGCCCAUUGUUGCAAUGGCCAUUUUCGGAGGUCUUGCGGCCAUUCUGACACUCCUCUGUGACAUUCACACUCUGGCUGAAUUCCUCAGCAUUGGCACAUUGAUUGCCUUCACCAUAGUCUGCAUGAACGUUUGCAUUCUACGCUACUGCCACUUCGACAUAAACACUGCCGACGCGACUACGCUUCACCUGAAACUAGGAGGUGAUGUAAAGCCGGAGGAAAGUAUGUACGAGAUGAACGGGGCAGAGCUCUCCACACAGCGGCCGGUGGGCUCGGUGAAGCCGGAGUUCCAACGCCUCUUCACACUUCUGCCCGCGUGGCUGCCGCCGGGACGUGUGCCUGCUGUCGCACUGGUCGUCUACAUCCUCUGCGCACUCGGUGUUGCGGCGGUGGUGCUGGGGGGUUCAGAAUACCUCCUCGCCUGCGCCUGGUGGGCCAUCCUCCUCACCCUCUUCUUCGCUCUCCUCGCAGUCGCUACCCUCCUAGUCAUGAUAGUCCACGUACAAAAUACUGCCUUCGACACCUUCAAGGUACCGUUUGUACCCGCCGUUCCAUGCCUCUGCAUAUUUCUGAACAUGUGCCUCAUUGUGAAAUUGUCUCCUAUGACGUGGGUCCGCUUCUUUGUUUGGUCGGCUAUAGGUCUCGUCAUAUACUUCGCUUGGGGAUGGUGGCACAGCAAGGAGUCUGGCAUCUCAGGCGAAUCCGACCCCCUGGUUCAAUCAUCCUUCGAUGAAAACGUAAAGGAAGGGCAGGGACAUUAG
Echinococcus granulosus is the source of this 1884-nucleotide messenger RNA. Its product is annotated as Cationic amino acid transporter 4. Gene Ontology annotation, biological process: transmembrane transport; amino acid transport. Gene Ontology annotation, cellular component: plasma membrane. Bases 1 to 1884 code for a protein of 627 amino acids. Gene Ontology annotation, molecular function: amino acid transmembrane transporter activity. Lineage: Eukaryota; Metazoa; Platyhelminthes; Cestoda; Cyclophyllidea; Taeniidae. The transcript is spliced from 8 exons. The record is from RefSeq and is a predicted model, not a curated record.